UCGCUGUCGACACAGACUCGGACCCGGAGGGCGUGCUAUCCAAUAGAAAGACCGAAGAAGAAAGCCUUCUCCGCUCGCCGGAACCAGGUACCAGCUCCCCUCCAGGGAGGGGAUGAAGGCAAAAGCUCAGUAUAAGGCGGCCUUAAAUUACUAAGACGACUCCAGGGCAAGGCGGAUAUCUCCCAAGAGGAGAAAUCCAAACUAGCCUGGGCAGACCAACGGGUUCCGGAUUCUGCUUCUGCAGCAGCUUCAGUUCUCGCUCUCCUUGAACAGCAAUGAGGAAGAGCACCUUCGCCUUUGGUAUAGACGGCAUUAACUCCCUAUCUACCACCUCCCUCCCACAGAGCUUCCAGUUGGGGCACCUAGACACCCAAUAAGGGUGCUGCAACUCAACCUUCAUAAGAGCGUCGGUGGAGCAAGGGCCCGCUGACAUAGCUUUAGUCCAGGAGCCAUGGAUUGCGUCAGGCAACUCUGUGGCAGCCAACCUUCUCUACUCAACAUCGCACGGACGACCUGACGGUAGUGAUGCUGGAGAGCGAGGAAAAGCGUCUUAUGGCAGCUUCCUGCUACAUGGCACACGACAGACCCGCUCCACCGCAAGAACUUAGGAGUCUGGUGACGGAAGCCGGCUCCAAAAAUCUCCAACUCCUCAUUGGCGCAGAUGCCAACGCCCAUCACAAUGUGUGGGGAAGCCCCGACAUCAAUGAUAGAGGUGAGUCACUCCUAGACUUUAUCUUAUCCACUAACUUAGACGUAGCAAACGUGGGGGAGGAACACACCUUCGUAGGUCCCACCUCGGGACCUACGGGAAAGAUUACUUUGGUAUCUGACUGGAGAGUCCUCGAAAGACCAUCCUUCUCAGACCAUAAGUACAUUCAGUUCAAGCGCGAAUUCGAACACUCAGUUCGAACUAUAACAGUCUAUAGAAACCUUCGGAAUACAAACUGGAUCAAGUUUCAAAAGACAGUUACGUCGAAGCUCGCGAAUCUGGGCUCAGUGAAAUCUGAGGAGGAUAUAGAUAAGUCCAUAGAGACCCUAUCCAAGGGGUUACUGGAUGCCUACCAAAGUGCCUGAAACCACUAGGCUCCGGAAGCUGCUCUCAAAGCAGCCCACAAUACAGAGUCAAUUAAAGCUACGUGACGGACAGUGAAUAGAUGGCAGUAAAGAAGCGUCACCGACGCCACCGAGAUCUGUUAACCACUAAGAGAAUCCACUGGGCUAUAGACUACUUCGCGGGAUUAAAAUCGCCAAAACUGGACGGGAUAUUCCCAGCCAUGAUGCAGAUGACCAAAGAGGUUAUCGCCCGAUAGCUCUAAGCACUAUACUCAGCAUGUCUAAGUACCCUAUCCAAUGGAGACAGUUGUCUUCCUUCCAAAGGCAGGAAAGUGCAGCCACGUGAGUCCCAAGGAUUACUGACCAAAAGCUUUACCUCCUUUCUACUAAAAAAACUGGAAAAGCUGUUGGAUUUACACAUCAGAAAUGAUGCCUACACCAAAGAGAAAUCGGUGGAGUCAACACUACACUCGUUAUUGUUGUGCCAACACUUAAGUCUGGCAAUGUAUAACUCGUACGUGUAAGUGACCGAUUAAUGUAUCAAUAAAUGUGACGAGGGAGUAUACAUAUGUACAA
Messenger RNA from Drosophila miranda, 1629 nucleotides. RefSeq lists its product as uncharacterized. The transcript has 2 exons. The coding region runs from base 526 to 1074 and encodes 182 amino acids. Gene Ontology annotation, molecular function: catalytic activity. NCBI's taxonomy places the organism in Eukaryota, Metazoa, Arthropoda, Insecta, Diptera, Drosophilidae. The record is from RefSeq and is a predicted model, not a curated record.